Messenger RNA from Dendroctonus ponderosae (mountain pine beetle), 584 nucleotides. RefSeq lists its product as uncharacterized. The transcript is spliced from 2 exons. The coding region runs from base 64 to 528 and encodes 154 amino acids. The record is from RefSeq and is a predicted model, not a curated record. NCBI's taxonomy places the organism in Eukaryota, Metazoa, Arthropoda, Insecta, Coleoptera, Curculionidae.
AAAGAAACUGUAUUAGGUAUCACUUGUUCGGGUUUGUACAGAACAGCAACAAGGUCUAUCAAAAUGAACGCAUUCGUCAGUGGAGUUGUUAUCUUGGGAGUCGUCGCUAUGGCUAGCGCUGGACAAGUAGCCUACGGAUACGUAGGUGCCCCAGCUCUGACCUACGGCGCAUCCCCAAUUCUCCUUAGAUCUGCAUACCCAGCAGUUGAAGGACAAUAUCUUGCCGAAAACACCGAAAAACUCUACGAUGACGGCUCUUACAAGCCAGAAGUGCGCGCCAUCCCCUUGGCAGCUUCCCCCUACGGUUUGACUCCAGCAGGUUCUGGGCUUGAAGGAGCCUACGUUCAAGACAUCAACGAGAAAUUGUACGACGAUGGCAGCUACAAGCAGGAAUUGAGAGCUAUCCCUUUGGCUAAUUCUCCCUAUGGUUUGACCCCAGCUGGAUCCGGGCUUGAAGGCGCCUACGUUCAUGACAUCACUGAAAAACUUUUCGAUGAUGGAUCUUACAAACCCGAAUAUUACCACUAAAUAGUGAUUAGGCUUUGAUGUAAAUAAAUUAAUAAAUUAUCUGAAAUAAAAAUGGA